This is a messenger RNA of Stylophora pistillata, 2745 nucleotides long. RefSeq lists its product as uncharacterized. NCBI's taxonomy places the organism in Eukaryota, Metazoa, Cnidaria, Anthozoa, Scleractinia, Pocilloporidae. The record is from RefSeq and is a predicted model, not a curated record.
AUGGAUGCUUUAGAGUACAUGUUUUCCGUUGCGCGCGAGGGCGGCUCUAGUGUGCUGGAAUUCAAACCAGAGUAUAUUAUGCAAGAGAAUCUGAUGAGUUUAAGCAGCAAAUUUCCAUUGAUUCCUGGUUCUCAACGAUCUAUAAAAUUUUGCACAACUCAGUUGUCUCAAAAGCUGCGAGAGACACCAGCCGAUGCUGACUUUGAUUUGACGGACCCUUACAGUCCACCGCCACAGUACAAUGUGCUGCAUGAUCCUCAUUUGAAGGAUUACUUUCAGAAUCCAGCCAUGCAACGCAGACUUGUCGGCAAAGGUUUCAUCACAAACAGUGGCUUUAUAAAAUGCACCCUUCUUGAAUUCAACAUGUUUCGCCAGUGGAUCAGAAAGCUUAAAUUAGAUCGAAUACAUCAGGAGCGUCGAAGGCAACGUCAGCUUGAGCUUCAGCUAUGGAAAGAGAGGCAAGCUAGGGAACGUCUUCUCCGGGACGAGGAGUUGUACAGCAUCAUGCGUUUGCGGAAACAGAAGGCAAAAGAACUGAAAGAACGCUCACUCAAAAGGCGUGAAACAGAAAAGCGGAAGUAUCUAAAAUUACAAGAGCUAGAUCGGAAGAGACGGGAAGAACACGGCGAUGCCAUGAAGCAGAAAAAGGACAAGGAUGCAAGUGAAAGAGAGAAGCAUCUCGCUUACAAACAACUGCAAAAGAAUGAAGAGGAAAACAAGGGGAAGGAAAUUAAAAUUAGUCUCCUUGUGAGACGAAGUUCUGAAGACAAAAAAAGAGAAUCGAUGCUGCAGCGGAGAAGACGGUCAAUAAUGGAGGAAAAAGAGCUAAGGAUAAAAGAGAACUGGAAGCGCCGUUGCUCUUUGUCGUUGGUUCGACAGGAAGAGAAACGCAAACAAGAAGAAGAUGAAAGACUCGAGUUUGAGAGAAAUGUAGCUAGGAGGACUUCGAUUGCGGAAAAACGGCAUCGUAAAAGCCAAGUACAACAUGAACUGUGUUUGCAAAAGAGGCGUAAUACCCUUGUCCAGCAACAUCAUAACGCGGAGAUGUUCCUUGAUAAAAUAAGAGAGAAGAAGUUGAGAGACUUGGAUGAAUGGAGGAAGAAGCAUGCCCGAAUGCUAGAGAGGCAUCAAAAACAGGGACGUAGGGUUUCGCUUCAAACCAAAGCUAGUGGUCAGGGUCAAGGCAAACGUCGGAGGUCUCAAUCGUCAAGCGUCUGGGAUUUGCAGUCAUCCCUCGAGGAAGAAUUUGGAAUCAAAGACAACGUAGUUUACAGUGGUGUCGUUUUUGCGGGGAAGAAGGCCAAACAUGAGGCACGAGAGGGCGAUCGGCUAGAAAAUUUUCCAGAGGAAAGUACAUAUCAAGAAGCAGAAGAAAUGGACAAGUUCGAGAAACUUUGGUUACAGUUAGGAGCUGAGUUCGCCUUGCGAGAGAAAGUUCACCACAUCGUGUUUGAUAUCAUUUUAAACGCUUCAGAGGCAUUGGAUCGCGAUGAGAGGCAGAAAGUUUGUAGAAAAGUUUCCGACUACGUUCAAGGAGUCAUAAACUUCGCACAGGAAAGAUUAGCUAAUGAUCAGUCAGGCGAUUUAAAACCCAAAGUGAGAAAGUACGUACUACAGGUGAUAGAGAAUGCCUCCCUUGUUGUUGACGAGGUGGAAAGAUGGCGACUUGUCCAAGAGAUUGUAGCCACCGCUAUCAACGGGGCCAGAGAGGAAGUGAUCUCGUUACCCAAAACUGCUAAAGCGGUAGUUGCAACUGCUAUCGAAAGGGCACGUCAGGAGGUUGCGCAGCAAAUCUGUCGUGAUUUGUUUGAAUGCGCUGAGGCCAUAGUGGUAGGUACUAUGAUAUCGGCAUCUCAAAAGAUGCAAGAUGCUCAGGAAGUAAAUGUGGCGCGUUCUCUAGCUAUCGAGGCUGUGAAAGCAGCAAAAGGGUCCAUAGAACAUUUACACAAGGUGGAACUUGAGCCUAUCGUCGAUGAGGAACAGUUUCAGUUUUCGACGAGCUUGGCUAAGUGCGCUAAAGAACUCACGACAGCUGCUAUUAUUUCGGCCACCAAAUCAUCGGAACAGGUAUCACGUAAGGACGACAGCGAUUUGAUGGCAGCACGAUCUCUAGCCUGCGACGCUGUCGCGGCGGCUAAAUCUUCGCUUCAAAAGUUGUAUGGCGUAAAAAUUGAAGUAGAAGAUGAGGACCAGGAACAUUAUGUUACAAUUUCUAAAUGUCUCGUGAAAUCCGCAAAAGAUAUCGCUCAGGCCGCGGUUAGUAUCGCUGAGACAUUCUCUGGGCAGUACGAUCUGGAAGGUUUGACAGCCAGGAAACGUGCGACGGAUUCUAUGUAUGCAGCAAAAGUAUCACUAGAGAAACUUGACAUAAAUGUUGAGGACAAGGACGAUAACGAGCAGGCUUAUAAAGACAUCGCAAGUGCUGCUUUGGUGUCCGCUGCGCGUUCUUUGCAGAAAGACUUCUUAACACGCGAGACUGAUUUAGUGGCGGCUGCACAAACUUUGGCUCACACGGCAUUGGAAUCUGCAAAAGAAUCUCUUGAAUGGUUCUACCGUGCGGAAAUCGUUCCUGAAGCAAGGAUAGAAGGGAAGACUCAUAGGCUCCAUUUAGAGUUGGGUGAAGUCGCAAGAGACAUUGCAGAGGUCGUUGUUGAUUCAGCCACACGAUCUCUCGAGCAGAUAAUGGGAAAUAAUGAAUGGAAUCUUAUAUCAACAACUCAUGACCUGAAGAAGAAGUUAUUUUAA